UAGAAAUUUUUUAUUUUUUUAAAUUCAAAUUUGAAUUUUGAAUUUGGGUCGGUUUGUAACCGCCCCAAACCGGAAACGGUCCGGACCGGUUGGACCGGCUACCGCGGUAACCGGAUCGGUUGCAUCAAGCAAGUUACUCGUAUGUUGUUAGCAUUAGCCUAUGGAGUGGGGUGUUUGACCUGACUUUGACCAGCCAGCCAUCCAGCCUCUCCGUUCCCCUUCCUCCCGACCUUCUCCAUCCGUUGCAGAGAAGAAAAAAAAAAGAGGAAGCUUUAUUCUCUCAUCACCGCCCCUCUACUCGCGAGAUCGAGAUCGACAAGACAACACAGCAGCUGCAUCAGGGGGAGCGACAGGCGGUUGGUGGCCGCGUCGAUCGGCCGCUCCCCAUGGUCGGCCCCAAGCCCAAGGCCAACCGGAUGUGCAAAUCCAAGAGCGCCAUCGCCACCACCGCCUCCUCGACCACGGCCGCCGCCGCCGCCACCCCGAGGAACCACCGCUCGCCGCGCACGACCGCCACCAGCUCCUACCCCGCUGCCUACUCCUACUCCACCUCCUCCUCCACCGCCUCCUCCUCCGCGGCCUCCCUCGCCGCGCUCCGCGAUUCCCUCCCGGAGCUGCCGCUCCUCUUCACCUUCAACGACCUCGCCACCGCCACCGCCAAAUUCUCCUCCUCGCACCGCCUCGUUCCCGCCGCUCCCUCCUCCUCAAAUUCCUUCCGCUGCUCCCUCCGGGGCCACCCGGCCGCGGUCUUCCGCCGCCCGCUCAGCCGCGACCCGCGCGAGGUCACCGCGCGCCUCGCCGUCCUCGGGCACUGCCACCACGCCGCCAUCGCGCGCCUCCUCGGCGCCGCCGCGUCGCCCGACCGCACCACGCUCUUCCUCGCCUACGAGCUCGUCCCCGACGCCGCCCCGCUCUCCGCGCUGCUCCGGAACCCCAAGAACCCCUCCUUCACCCCGCUCGCCACCUGGCACUCGCGCCUCCAGCUCGCCGCCGACGUCUGCGACGCGCUCUACUACGUCCACCUCCAGGCGGACACCAUCCACAACCGCCUCUGCGCGUCCUCCGUCCUCGUCUGCGGCGACGGGCCCCUCCCCCGCGCCAAGAUCGCCCAUUUCGGCGCCGCCGACCUCGCCGGCGAGCUCCCGGUCCAACAGAAAGACGGCGGCCGCCGCGGGAGGCGCAUCGAGGGCAAGCGCGGGUACAUGGCGCCGGAGCUGGUGGCGGGCGGCCCGCCGUCGCGGUGCUCCGACGUGUUCGCGCUGGGCGUGGUGCUGCUGGAGCUGGUGUCCGGGCAGGAGCCGGUGCGGUACGAGAUGGUGAACCGGGGCACGGGCGAGUACGAGAGGACGUCGCUGAUCGAGACGGCAGAGGCCGCGGCGGCGGAGGGCGGCGGGGAGGGGAUGCGCCGGUGGGUGGACCGCAGGCUGAGGGACUCGUUCCCCGUGGACGCGGCGGAGUCGCUCACCGCGCUGGCGCUGCGGUGCGUGGCCAAGGACCCCCUGGCGCGGCCGGACAUGUCGUGGGUGGCCGCCAAGGUCUCCAAGCUCUUCCUGGAGGCGCAGGAGUGGGCGGCCAGGUUCCGUGUCCCCACCGACAUCUCCAUCUCCAUCGCCCCCAGGUGAUGGCAGCCAUUGCUGCUCCACGCCGGCGACGGCAGCCAAGGGGAAGGGAUUUUGCUGAUCCUUGCCAUGAUUAGCGAGUGCUAGAGUUGAGAUACUUUUUUUUAGGGAUUGCACUUCAACUGAUCGAUUGUUAAUCUUUCUGGGAGGAGUUUAGGGGUUACAUACUAGUACUGGUGCUUUGUUUUUUCCUCUUGUUCUUAUUGUUGAUGUACACAGGAGUGACAUGCAGUAAGUAUCUGCACAUACUAGUAGGUAUACAUGUACAGACAGACAUUCAGCAGCCUUGGCUGGCAAAAAUCUUGUGCAAUUAGGCAGGCUAUGAUUAGGCAGAUGUACACGUUACCGAUGGAAGAAGAAAUCCUUCCCGGAGACAUAGAAUGCAUGGAUUAAUUAGGUUUGGUCA
Molecule: messenger RNA, 2025 nt
Organism: Panicum virgatum (switchgrass)
Lineage: Eukaryota; Viridiplantae; Streptophyta; Magnoliopsida; Poales; Poaceae
Product: lysM domain receptor-like kinase 3
Exons: 1
Coding region: 387-1622 (411 amino acids)
Biological process (GO): protein phosphorylation
Molecular function (GO): ATP binding; protein kinase activity
Source: RefSeq, a predicted model, not a curated record